UGGAUUACCCUAUCUAAUGGAAUUGCUAUAAAUCUUCACCUGGAUAACUCUACGGAUCCUUGGCGAUCCUUGAAAAAGGUGGACGAUGUCGGAACGAGUCAGCCUAGCGUCGGUAAAUCCGAGCUUGACAUGUACCCUGUGCAAAGGAUACUUCGUCAACGCAAUGACCCUUGUGCGGUGUAUGCACUCUUUCUGUAAGAGCUGUAUAAACCGCCACUUGGACACGAGCAGCGCCUGUCCGACCUGUCAAGAACGAGUGUUCCGCAGUCGCAUGGAUGACUUUAUGGUUCCCGACGAGACGCUGCAGAACAUUGUGUACAGAAGCGUACCGGGUCUCUACGCGAACGAGAUGCGCCGCAGACGAGAAUUCUACCAAAGCCGCGAGAAACCUUCGAAAACCGGCGGCGCUGGCAACAGCUCAAGCGCCGGGGCCGAUCGAAUUGAGGAGAAAGGUUAUCCUGAGCGUGUUAUUUUCACCGAAGAAGACAUGAUCUCGCUGGUUUUAGAGCACCGGCAGCAGGCGGACGUCGGGUCACGAUCUCUCAAACUUUCCAACGUAAACAUCGAGUGCGCUGCCGUCACACCGGUCACAGUCUUGAUCCGCUUCAUCCAGAACAAGUUUGAUUGCCCCAACUCGCUAAUUGUUCAUUUUCGGCUGGAGGGGAGCGCGAAGAGCAAACAAAUUGUUCUCGACCCCGACUUUCGAUUGUUAGACGUAUGCUACAUAGCGAGCUACAAAGCCACCGAACCGCUAAAGUUGCUGUACAGCUUCGUACAGUUCAACCCAUCCCUACGAGAUCCACCCAAGCGUUCCAAUUCAAUGGCGGUCGACCCAGCCCCAAGAGUUGUCAAGAUUGGCUCUGACGCUCACCGUUCGAUCUCAUCAAGCGCCAACGGGAACGGCAUUCCGUACUUCAGCAAGCCCGAAAUCCGUGCCAAGAACGUCGACAUUCCGAAGAGCAGCGCGACAAGCGCACCCCACAACAGCACGGUGAAUGUGGACGCGAUAUUGAGUCCAAUGAAAACUUACUCGCGUAGCUCUCUCGCGCCCCUCAAUAUCGCUCUGAGCGAUAACGAUUCGACCGAGGAGGAGUGUGAUAACUGGGAUUCGAACGUGUCAACAACCAUAGACAGUGUCACUAGGCAUCAUCAGAAGUCGGUGAAGCCUCAGGCAACGUUGCAGGAGCGGAAUAGUGCAAACUUCGAAAUGUCACCGCCUCGCACGGUGCCAGUCCUGCUUACGGCUCUCGCGAAACCCACGCAAACCGUUCCCCUUUCAACUAUCCAAACCGUACAAAACCGAAACCCGAUCGUUCCCAGAUCACAGAGCUUCGCCAGAGAUCAGAAGGCAGCGACAACAGCUGUGGCUUCGAGUGCGGUGAACGUGAAGCGACCGAACGCAUCUCCCAAAUUCUCCUCUACAUUAUCUCGUCCGAGGGUGAUUAAGCCCGCAAAUCAAAAAGAGAGACCGACAGAGAAGAAAUCAAGCAACAUUCAGUCGCAACAGAACAAGAUCUCCAAGGGUCACACCGUGUCUUCGGGCAAGCGACCGACAGUUCUGAAAAUUAAAUUGAACACGAGCUCGACGGCAUCUGAAACGUUCACAAUUACUUCACCGAUCCCGAGAGAUACAAGGUCUUCGACAUUAGCGGAACGACUCGCCUCGGUGGCGUCUGUCUCCAGUCCGGAAUCGGGGUCGAGCUGCUCUUCCAGCAGCGGAUCGAGCAUUGUUUCGGAUUUCGCUUCGAGAUCUGCGGUUUCUCCGACGGCGGAUAACGGAUCGACGGUCAUGCGCUCGCAACCUUCGGUGAGAUUCAAAGCCCUGAAUGUGCCCAACGGGCCACAGACCAGGAGCAAAAGUCCAUCGCCGACGGCUCGAGAUUCCCGAGCUGCUAUUCUCGAUGCUAAGAAGCGGAAGAGAAUGGAGGAGGACGAGUUCAGAAGAAUCGAGGAGGAAAAGGUCAAAGCCAAGCGAGCGAAAAAGAGGGACGAGAGGGAGAGGAAGAAACCCCUCAUCAACGAAGUACCUGCAAAUUUCGAGCACCACGAGGGCCUCCUGGAUGCCACCAGUUUCGGGUGUCGGAGUUCAGUUUUGUGUUGGGAUUCGCAACUUCGUAUUCCGGCUCCGCUGACCGUGCCUUUGACAGUUACCUUAGCGCGGAGAAAGACAGAAGGCAGUGAGACUAAACAAAUUGAGAAAAUGAACUCGCUACAAGGUCGAGAAGCGUUCCUCCGGAACAAUUUCGGGCUCGAGAAGAGCACCAACCCACAGAAGGGAGCCGCGACGCGUUGGGUUAGGCCGCGGGCGCCGGAAGUCAAAGUCGAGGUCAAGCUGCCCCCGGCCGACUUCGAGAUGUCCGCUUGCCUCGCGGAGGUCAUGAGUGCGAUCGCACGUGACAACACCGAAACGCAAUCUCUCGCACCAGCCCCAAGUCGAGAUGUCGAAUCCAAGCCCAGCGUGAAAUUCAGCAUCAACAGCAUUCUGUCCGGAGACGUGGGUCUCAGGAAAGAAAUUGUUCCGAAACCGACGCUGUUCUGGAGCGAGGUGCAGAUCUCGAUCGAGUUGUACAUCAGUCACAUGAGCCGCUUCUUCUGGCUCCUGGAAUCCUGUCCCAAAGCCUCUCCGGUGAGGGGUCGUAUCCUGGCGGCGUGUAACUCGAAAACGUUCGGCCUGGGGAAGAUUCUCGACAUCCUGCGCAAAUUGAGCGGCUCCUCAGCCAAGAGUCAGAUUGACAGAGUCCUCGAACUCAGUGCCCUUAUCGAGAAGUACGUGUCAACGAGCAACCUUCCCGACAACCACGACGGAUGCCGAAGCGGAAUCGCCGACGUCGUCGUCGUACCGAACCCAGGGCCAAAUCAAUCGGACUUGAAGUUGAAGACAGAAAAUAAAUUCUACGAUUUAAACAGGAAUCAAAUGCCUUCAAGCAACGUUGUGCUCAAUGUUGGAACAACCCCGAGACGCUCUCUAGGCGAAAGUGUGGCAUUUCCUGUUACGGCAGCUGAGAGGCAACUUCACGAGCUGAUUGUGAAAAGCACGGACGCGGCUUCGAAAAUUCCCGGAAUGACAACGCUGGAACAAACGAAGCUGUUCGAUCUCAUUAGCAUAAAGCGUUCGUCGUCUGUGAGUAGUUUGAACACUUCGGACGGCUCGGAGAAUUUCGGUGACUGUGAAAUCGAUCAACACCGAUGGGAAGACGUCGAACUUCUUCCGACUGCGCGGUCGUGGCCCGACUGUUCAACUGAAGCCUGA
Molecule: messenger RNA, 3250 nt
Organism: Galendromus occidentalis (western predatory mite)
Lineage: Eukaryota; Metazoa; Arthropoda; Arachnida; Mesostigmata; Phytoseiidae
Product: polycomb group protein Psc
Exons: 9
Coding region: 86-3250 (1054 amino acids)
Source: RefSeq, a predicted model, not a curated record